AAUCUCUAACAAUUCCGCCGUAGAAGAGUUUUUGAAGAUAUCCCUUCUCCGUGCGGUGCAAAAACCUAUUAAGUAUUAACAGUUUGAAGCCAUUUCCGUAUGUUAAUCUGCGGCACUCUAUAUUCUAGGCAAGCUACGGUCCUACGUCCGUUCUCCCUUUCUCGCAACACAAGCUCUUCGCACUACGGGACCUCUCCACCAUAUCAGCAAGAUCAUAGAGAAAAUUCUCCAUGAAGAAUUGCUGUUCUAAGACAAUCUUCACAUCCAAAACAAUCUGAGAAACAAUGAAUGCAACAGAUGUCUAGGGAAUCAAUCAAAUGUGACGAGAUAGCUUUCCAGUGCAUCGAUGCAAUGUGGCCUGCUGGAUGGACCAAUGUAGAAAAAGAUGAAGUCAUGCCAGCUAUCCUCCAUGGAGAGAUGAUCAAAAGAAAGCUCUUUUUAUGGUAGCAGGAACAUUCCGUGUCUUCCAACUUUAUGACCUGGACAAGGAAUUGAAUCUUUUGCUCUUCAUCAGUAAGGAUGAAAGGAGGAACUAUUUAUAGAUUGAGAGGGAAUAAACUCUCUUUUAUCCUUGUUGUUCUCAUUUGCACAACCAUUGUUCUUUGGGCAUGGGAAAAGACUCCCCUUGUUACUUCGUUACUGCCAGCCCAAGAUCAGUUUGUGAUGCCAUACUCAGAGUAUCCAGUGGAUUCUCAUAUGAAACCAUCCCAAGUUAUAAACCCCACAGGGCAUUUUGAGGAGAACUUUUCAGAUGCAAUUGCAACAGGGAAAACAAGAAAUGAACCAUUGGUACAAGAUUAUUCACCCAAAAAAAGAAAUGAACCGUUGGUACAAGAUUAUUCACACAAAAAAAGAAAUGAACCGCUGGUACAAGAUUUCUCUGUGACACCAAUUAGUUCAGCUACUACAAAUUCCACUAAAAACAUAGAAAAUAUUCGUGAUUUGGCAACAUCCUCUGCAGAGACAAAAGUUUGUAACUAUGCAAAAGGCAGCUGGGUUGUGGAUAAAAGGCGCCCAUUGUAUUCUGGGUUUGGAUGUAAGCAGUGGUUGUCGGGAAUGUGGGCUUGUCGACUGACCCGACGUAUAGAUUUUUCCUAUGAAGGGUUCCGGUGGCAGCCAGAAAAUUGUGAGAUGCCGGAGUUUGAGGGAUCAGCAUUCUUGAGGAGGAUGCAGGACAAGACUCUUGCUUUUGUUGGGGAUUCCUUGGGAAGGCAGCAGUUCCAAUCUUUUAUGUGUAUGGUAACAGGUGGUAAAGAGAGCCCAGAAGUCCAAGAUGUUGGAUGGGAGUAUGGUCUUGUCAAAGCUCGUGGUGCUAUUCGCCCUGAUGGUUGGGCUUAUCGGUUCCCAAGCACUAAUACCACCAUUCUUUAUUACUGGUCUGCAAGCCUGUGUGACUUGGAGCCACUAAAUGUCACAGAUCCAGGCACCUACUAUGCCAUGCAUCUCGACAGGCCAGUGGCAUUCUUGCGCCGUUACCUUGACAGGUUUAAUGUUUUAGUUCUUAAUACAGGACACCACUGGAAUAGAGGGAAGCUUAGAGCUAACCGGUGGGUGAUGUAUGUGAAUGGCAUGCCCAACAAUGAUAGAAAGCGUGCAGAAAUUUGGAACGCCAAGAAUUUUGCAGUAUAUAGUAUUAUCAAGUGGGUAAAUUCACAGCUCCCGAAGCAUCCACAGCUUAAAGCUUUCUUUAGGACCAUCUCACCUAGGCAUUUCCGCAAUGGAGAUUGGAAUACUGGAGGUAACUGUGAUAAUACCACUCCAUUGACUGGAGGGAGUAUAGUUUCUCAAGAUGAGCCCAGUGAUCCUGUUGUUGCGGAUGCUGCGAAGGGCACAGGGGUUAAGAUCCUGGAUAUAACUCCUCUCUCUGAGUUGAGAGAUGAGGGCCACAUAUCCAGGUAUAGUAAUAAAGCGAUGGACGGUGUUAAUGAUUGCCUGCAUUGGUGCCUACCUGGCAUUCCCGACACAUGGAAUGAAAUUCUUGCUGCACAGGUGUAAUUUCGAAGUGUUACCUACUGGGUUUCUAAACCAAUUCAGCCCAGCAUCUCUUCUUUAUUAACAGACUAGGCGUACUUGACGCAGCAUUUUAGAUCUAGUCUUUUUCAUUCCAUUUAUUGAUAUGAAUCGAUCUUCAUCAAAAUGGUGAAACAGAGAAGCGCUCAAGGUCCAGUAAGGUUGUGUUCCAUCAUUUACAACAGAAAUAGAUAUCUUUGGAAUUGCAGAGAUGUUUUUGAGUCCACAGAAUUAAGAAUCUCAGGAGAGAUGUCUUCUUGUAGUAUUGAAGGACUGUGCCAUCUGUCUGUCCUGUGUGCAUGACAUCAAAGAUUUAUGGAAGAGGACAUUCUGAUGGUUUUCUAUUUGUCAUGGUUGUUGCCUUACAUGUACUCUCUUUUUCUGCAUAGGGGUCCUCCCUCCCAUCUUGUACGGUAAAUUUCAAAGGCUAAAGAACCAAAGGAAUAUAUUCUUUGAAUAGUAUUUGUGGAUGACA
Macadamia integrifolia is the source of this 2485-nucleotide messenger RNA. Its product is annotated as protein trichome birefringence-like 14. Gene Ontology annotation, biological process: plant-type secondary cell wall biogenesis; xylan biosynthetic process; xyloglucan metabolic process. Gene Ontology annotation, cellular component: Golgi apparatus. The coding region runs from base 520 to 1995 and encodes 491 amino acids. The record is from RefSeq and is a predicted model, not a curated record. NCBI's taxonomy places the organism in Eukaryota, Viridiplantae, Streptophyta, Magnoliopsida, Proteales, Proteaceae. Gene Ontology annotation, molecular function: acetyltransferase activity. The transcript has 6 exons.